Chinchilla lanigera (long-tailed chinchilla) is the source of this 1405-nucleotide messenger RNA. RefSeq names its product testis-specific serine/threonine-protein kinase 1-like. The record is from RefSeq and is a predicted model, not a curated record. Gene Ontology annotation, biological process: protein phosphorylation; microtubule cytoskeleton organization; intracellular signal transduction. Gene Ontology annotation, cellular component: cytoplasm. Bases 155 to 1195 code for a protein of 346 amino acids. Gene Ontology annotation, molecular function: tau-protein kinase activity; ATP binding; protein serine/threonine kinase activity. NCBI's taxonomy places the organism in Eukaryota, Metazoa, Chordata, Mammalia, Rodentia, Chinchillidae. The transcript has a single exon.
GAAUGUUCCAUCCUAGAGUGUCGGCCUCUCAGGAGAUAGGAACAGGAGGUUCAGUCAACCCAGAGGACUCUGUCUACCAUAUAUUUGAGUUCGAUGACCAAGUCUCACAGUGACACAGAGGUCAGCUUCAGAGGCAAGGGGCACUUCUGAAUUCAUGGAUGAAGAUGUUGUCCUUAGGAGACGUGGCUACAUUCUGGGAAUAAGUUUGGGAGAAGGCUCCUAUGCCAAAGUCAAAUCUGCUUACUCUGAGCGCCUAAAGAUCAAUGUGGCUAUCAAGAUCAUCGACUGCAAGAGAGCACCCACUGACUUUGUAGAGAAAUUCCUUCCCCGGGAACUUCGAGUUCUAACUAUUCUAAACCAUGGCUGCAUCAUCAAGACCUAUGAAAUUUUUGAGACAAUACACGGAAAGAUCUAUAUUGUCAUGGAGCUUGGGGCCCAGGGUGAUCUUCUUGAAUUCAUUAAGACCCGGGGAGCCCUCCAAGAGGAUGAUGCUCGAAAGAAGUUCCAUCAGCUCUCCUCAGCCGUCAAGUACUGCCAUGACCUGGACAUCGUCCACAGAGACCUCAAAUGUGAGAACCUCCUCCUUGACAAGGACUUUAACAUCAAAGUGUCAGACUUCGGCUUCUCCAAAUGCUGCUUACGAGACCAGAGCGGUCAACUGACGUUAAGUAAGACCUUCUGUGGGUCAGCUGCAUAUGCAGCCCCUGAGGUGCUACAAGGCAUCCCCUACCAACCCAAGGUGUAUGACAUCUGGAGCCUGGGAGUGAUCCUUUAUAUCAUGGUCUGUGGCUCCAUGCCCUAUGAUGACUCCAAUAUCAAGAGAAUGUUGCGUCUCCAGAAGGAGCACCGUGUUUACUUUCCACGUUAUAAGCACCUGACCAAGGAGUGCAAAGACCUCAUCUACUGCAUGCUACAACCAGAUGUCAAUCAGCGGUUGCACAUCGACCAGAUUCUUAGCCACUGCUGGCUGCAGCCCAAGACCCAGGAUCUGUCCUCUGCAGACACCAGUAAGGGGGAAUGCUCCUGGAGAGCUGAGCCCUCCUGCACUCUUAAACCUGGUUCUGACAGGAAAUCCACUACUAAGCUGGAGCCUCAGAAAGAGGCACAGCCCAAAGAACAGCCUGAGACAAACUUGGAUGAACAUACUGUGCAAAUGAUUGUACAGUUGGAGGCCCUGGGCAUUGGCAACCAGUAGGUGGCCAAGGAACCAAAGAGGAUUCCCUUCUCCAAGCAGUCUCCAAAGGAGCAUACCUAGAAAGCCUCUUGCGCAUGACCCAGGAAGAACUUAUAGGCUGAAGCUUGAGGCUAUGAAUGAGUCCUGAUUUUUGUCAGUUCCUCUUCCUCUCUUCAAAUUUGAUAACUCACAUGGCUAAAGAAACAAUAAAUCAUUGUAUUAGUGACUUUA